AAAGCGAAAACACUUGAAAAUGGACGGAGUAUCGUAGCAGCGAUUCCCGAAGAUCAAAAUCCGGGAGAUGAAAGACGACGAUUUCAUCGCUCACCGUCUCGGCCUCAUCCCGCUCACCAGUGAACGCGUCAUGUCUAUGCGCUUCUCGCGUGAUUGCGACAUACGCGAUGGUCACGGCCAGUGCGAGUUCUGCUCUGUUGAGUUCCAUCAGCGAGCCAAGUGCAUGAUCUAUAUUACGAGCAAGUAUUUGUAUAGUUCGGACCACACGGUGGUUCCUGUGGAUUUCACCGACUCGUCUGGGUAUGAGUCCUCUGAGCAGAGGUACUGACAUUGCUCUCUCUUAAUGCCUUUGCACAUGUGUCUAAUUUAUGUUCCUAAGUUGCUCAGAUGUAUCUAGAUUUUGUUUCCGUGCAAGAUUAAUACAAUAGCACCACUGUUUUAGGAUCUUAGUGGCUUCCUAGUCAUUUCUGUUAUUUUUUCAGUAAUUAUUGGAGAGUAUUUUCAUAAUGAGUUAUAGAUACAAUCCUGCAAAUCACAAAAACCUUCAUGGAAGUGUAAUUUAGAGAGCAUUUUCAUAAUGAGUUAGAUAUAAUAAUCAAUAGAUACCAAUUUGACUAAUUGAAUUUCAGUAGUUUCCUUUUCCACUAUUACAUUUGCAUCUUUGGUAUUUAAAAAGCAUAAUCCCCCUUUUUCUAUGAGAGAACAAAUCCAAUCAUCAGUUAGGUUCUUUUUCAUGUAGCUACCUCAAAUGUUGUUGAUAAGAAUACAGGUUAAAACAGCCUUUAAGUGUCUUCCACAUUAUGAUCCUGCUAGUUGCUGGACUGGAGAUCCCUCUCCAUUCUGCACUGGAAAAUUCAUGAUUAUGUUCAUGCAUAGCGGUCCAAGCUUACCACUCCUUCUAAGGUUGCAGAACAUAUUAUCUCAAUUAUCGAGGAGUUUAACAAUCAUAAGCCCCCAAAGCUAUUGUUGGUUUCUUUGGUGCUGAGGAAAUAAGGACGUAAGCUGCAGCUUCUACAUGCAGGUUUGAAGAAAACUACCUUCCCCAGUCUAUAAGAACUAACAGUGGAGAGGAAUGAGAGCAUGGAGGAGGUAUAGCAUGGUGAUGAAGUGAAGGAUGACAUUGUUUUCACCAAAAUUUGAGUCGUUACAACUUAAGAGUUCUUCCAAGACUAGAAAGCUUUGCUCAGGAUUAGGAAAUUGCAACUUUGAAUUUCCAUCUUUGGAAUAUGUAACUGUGAUGGAGUGUCCAAAUAGGCUGACUUUCUGUGAGGGAGCUAGAAGUAAGCACACCAAAAUUGCAGAAAGUGAAAUUCACAAAAGAUUCACAAGAUGAAAGAAUUUGGCAGGAAGGUGGCCAUAACCCCACAAUACAAUGGUUAUUCACAAAAAAGAGUGGUGAUGAUUCUGAAGAAGACUGGUCUGAUGCUUUGCAUAAGCUGUUCAAUUAAGAUGAUGUUUCAAAAGGUGGGUGGAUUCUUUGAUGCCAUCAACUUUACUGGUUUGAUAUGUUAGCUUUCCCUUCAAAAAAGAUACAUCUCUUUUACAAGCUACCGUAUAUAUUGAUGAUACUUUCUUCCUUAUACGUUGUAUGGUGCACUCCUAAUUAAGCUGAAUUUCGACAGUGUCAAGCUGAACUUUUUCUUGGCACCUAAAAAAUAUUAUUUCAAUUC
This is a messenger RNA of Rubroshorea leprosula, 1670 nucleotides long. The record is from the annotation of a GenBank genome assembly. NCBI's taxonomy places the organism in Eukaryota, Viridiplantae, Streptophyta, Magnoliopsida, Malvales, Dipterocarpaceae.